Ahaetulla prasina is the source of this 5426-nucleotide messenger RNA. It is a transcript of the gene GNA13, whose product is annotated as G protein subunit alpha 13. Gene Ontology annotation, molecular function: D5 dopamine receptor binding; guanyl nucleotide binding; GTPase activity. Gene Ontology annotation, cellular component: brush border membrane; heterotrimeric G-protein complex. Lineage: Eukaryota; Metazoa; Chordata; Lepidosauria; Squamata; Colubridae. The transcript is spliced from 4 exons. The record is from RefSeq and is a predicted model, not a curated record. Gene Ontology annotation, biological process: adenylate cyclase-activating G protein-coupled receptor signaling pathway; Rho protein signal transduction. Bases 64 to 1194 code for a protein of 376 amino acids.
UACGCAGGCGCAGAGCGGUGCAGGGCCGCUGCGGCCGCUCCCUGGCUGGCAGUGCUCGCUAAGAUGGCGGAUUUCCUGCCGUCGCGGUCCUCGCUGUCGGGCUGCUUCCCCGGCUGCAUGCUCAACAGCAGCGAGGCCGAACAGCAGCGGCGGUCUAAAGAGAUCGAUAAGUGCCUGUACCGCGAGAAGACCUACGUCAAGCGGCUCGUCAAGAUCCUUUUGCUGGGCGCGGGCGAAAGCGGCAAGAGUACGUUCCUCAAGCAGAUGCGCAUCAUUCACGGGCAGGACUGGGACCGGUCAGCCCGGGAGGAAUUCCGCGCCACCAUCUACAGCAACGUCAUCAAGGGUGUUAGAGUCCUUGUGGAUGCUCGUGAGAAACUUCAUAUUCCAUGGGGAAAUCCUGCUAAUCAAACAAAUGGCGACAAGAUGAUGGCCUUUGAUACCCGUUCAGAAGUGGUGCAAGGGAUGGUGCAAACCUAUACUUUCUUACAGUACCUACCAACAGUAAGAGCUUUGUGGGCAGACAGUGGUAUCCAGCAUGCUUAUGACAGACGCAGAGAAUUUCAGUUGGGAGAAUCUAUAAAAUAUUUUCUGGACAAUUUGGAUAAACUUGGAGAUCCAGAUUAUCUUCCCUCCCAGCAAGAUAUUCUGCUAGCACGAAGACCUACAAAAGGAAUACACGAGUACGAUUUUGAAAUUAAAAAUGUUCCCUUCAAGAUGGUUGAUGUAGGUGGCCAGAGGUCAGAAAGAAAACGUUGGUUUGAGUGCUUUGAUAGUGUCACUUCAAUACUAUUCCUGGUUUCAUCAAGUGAGUUUGAUCAGGUACUUAUGGAAGACCGGCUAACAAACCGUCUUACGGAAUCUUUGAACAUUUUUGAAACUAUAGUCAACAAUCGGGUUUUCAGCAAUGUGUCCAUCAUUCUCUUUCUAAACAAGACAGACUUGCUUGAGGAAAAAGUGCAAAAAGUGAGCAUCAAAGACUAUUUCCCAGAGUUUGAAGGAGACCCUCACAACUUAACAGAUGUCCAAAAAUUCCUGGUGGAUUGUUUUCGCACCAAACGCCGGGACCAGCAACAGAAGCCUUUAUACCACCAUUUUACCACUGCUAUUAAUACAGAAAAUAUUCGUCUGGUAUUCCGUGAUGUCAAAGAUACCAUCCUUCAUGACAACCUCAAGCAGCUUAUGCUACAGUGAUGUUGAAAAGACUGAUUUCUGUUAAUAGUUUACAGCAGGAGUUUAAAAAGUAAACCUGGUCUUGUCAGACCUCAUGAUGUGUGGGUAAAAGCUGCUGCUGUUCUUAUUGCCAAUUUCUCUUAAAAUCAGAAUCUCUUCCUGUUCAUAUCUUAAAUCAGUUUUAACUUUUAAUAGACUUUUUUUAAAGCUAACUCCAGGUUUUAAAUUAUUCUCUUUUUCAACUAUAACGCCUAAACUAUUAACUUGUAGAUAUGUGCUUGAAAGAAAUUAUUUGGAAACAUGCAAAGUUCUUUCAACUGGUUGGAUUUUAAGAGCGCUAUUGAAGAGUUUUCUGACUUAGACAACCACCACCAAUUGUUGUAUAUGGAAAAUGGCUUUGCUUUGUCAAAUAAUUAACCUAUAUUUCAAGUUUACAAAUGCACUUCUGCUUCCAUGACAAUAGAAAGUGCUUUUAGAUGGUACAAGAAAAAAACAAAAAUUGCCACUGAGUAUUUCAGUCAAAAUGAAUCAUACAUAGGAAUUCUUGGUCUUAUUUGGUUUUUGCUAGAUCAUAUAGUUUGACAAAACCCCAUGAUUUUACAAUUUGGGCCUCAGCUAACUUAAACCAAAAAGCUGCUUCCUGCAGCUUUGAGAGUCCUUCUUAAUUGCCAUGAAUAAGCCAUUGUCUGAGAACACUCCUUUUUCAUUUACUAAGAUAUUGUGAAUUGAAUAAUGGUGGAAGCCAAGCACAAGAUUUGUUUUUCCCAAACAGUAAUUCAGUUUAUAGAUGUCAAAUGUAGCUUAUUAAAGAAAGCUAACACACUGAGUAUAUAUAGCUGUAGUUGACAGUAGUGGCCAUUAUAUUAGCUAAAAAACCCUAAAAUUGAAUUGAAGUGUAAAGCAGCUGAAUAAUAUUAGACAAAUGACACCUUAAAAAGGGUAAAAUUAAAAAAUUAUUCGACCUUAUGGCUCAGUUACACAUGUUGAAGACUUAAUUUUGCAAUAAAAUAAUCAGUAAAAAUAAUAGCUUUGUUGAUGCUUUGGUAUUGGUCAAAAGCCAGUGUCAUCUGUAAUUCUGAAUAUCUUUAAUUAUACAUUUUAUUCUAGGUUUUACCAUAUUGAGCUUUAAAGAGGAUAUUUACAAAAGGGAUUGACACUUGGGUUCUAAUGUUUAAUGCAAUAAAAUAUAUUUGCUUUGCUUAAGAAUAUAAACAAUUAGCAAAUUUCCCUUCUUUGUUUCAUUUAUUACACAGGCCAAAUUUAGUCAUUGUUCUAAAAGGAACCCAACUAUUCUGUAGUUUUUAUAAAGGAAAUCCAUGUUUUUAUAUUUUUGAAAGAUACGUUUUUGCCAUUUGUUAGACUAGGAUAAUUAAGUUUUUGUGCCAAUUAAAUGCUUUAACAGUAACUGGCCUAGUCCAGUACCAGUAAAUGGUUAACUGAUGCAGUAUCUUAUAAUCUAAAGUGCCUCUUGGGUUUUUUUUUAAACUAAUAGUGGCCUUACAGUGAAUACCAGUUUAGCUGGUUGGAGGAAAAAAGCGUCAAAAUCAUAACAGACAACAGAGUGCAAAUAAAUGAUCAUUGCAUUUUUUGCUAGAGUACAAAGCCAACAUAAUCAGAACCUUCAGGAUUCUAGGAUGAAACAAAAUGAGGGAGUGCCAUUUUUUCUAUAUUGGUAUUUUAGAAUACUACCAGCACUGUUAAAAAGAGGGGAGUGAAUGGUUUUUUGCAAGACCUUUAAGCCUAGACUUUUUAAAAAAAAAAAAAUACUUCAGUCUAGAAAUUAAAUCCAUCAGAAGUUGAAAUAAAACAAUACAUACAAAAAUGAAAUAUCAAUUUUACAACUCUGAUGACAGUAUUGUUCAUAGCAGGGGUGUCAAACUUGUGGCCUGCGCGCCAUAUUCGGCAUACACCAGCCACACCCAUCCAGGCUGAUGGCAAUGUGACGCGGCGAGUUUGACACCUGUGGGUUUCCUUUGUACUCCAGAAAAAUAACUUUUAGAGAACAUUGAGGAAAUUUAUUAAGGUAAUGUUUCAUUCUGGAAAUAAAAUUAAAGCAACUGUGGAAUGUAAGUGAUCAUUAUAAAUCUCAAUAUAUUUCAUGCAUAUGGGCUUACAUGUAUUUUAAGUAGCUGUAAGGGACUAUGAUUUUAAUGAUAGGAGAUGGUGGUUUUUCCUUCUUCCACAGAUCUGCUUUUCUCCCCAUCAGUCAUAUAUACAGAAUUUAAGAGUGGCAGAAUUGGUAGGAAAUGUAGUCCAGAGAUAGUUAAGUAGUACUUUUCCCAGGUACUAAUUUAUCGUGGAUUUUUUUUUUAUUUUUUAAAAAGAAUUAUUGGAAGGAUAAACUGUGUUGUGCCAAUUUUGGAUAACUGAGAUGCUGCAACAAAACCUUUGGUGACAGAUUGAGUCAUGGUUGCAAUGCUUAAAUCACCAGCUUGCAAACCUGAGGAUCCUCUAGUUCAGGGAUGUCAAACUCAAGGCCUGGGGGCCAGAUCCAGCCCGCAGGGUACUUCGAUCUGGCUCCCAGGGCCGCUUCGGAAACAGCGGACUGGUGUGCGGUGCUUCUGCCAGCAAAAACUGGCUCCUGAGCUCUGUUUUCAGAGGCCACGGCCUCCUACAAUCCUGCGCCAGUGAAAACGGAGCUCGGGAGUCGGCAGGAGUGACGUCAAGCUGGCCACACCCACCCCAGCCCCCUAAGAUCAAACACAACCCUGAUGCGUCCCUCAAUGAAAUCGAGUUUAACACACAUUGCUUUUUUCUCUCUUUCUUUUUCUUCUUCUCCUAUUACUAUGGACUCUAAACAUUGUUGGGUACGGACUUUAAUGCCCCCUUUGGGGUAUCUGAUAUUUUUAAAUAUAAUUUUAAUGUGUUCUAUAGUCUAAAAUAAAACGGGAGGUAAAAAAUUCUUGCUAACAAGAGUGGCUUAGUUUUUUCAAGUAAAAUUCUCUGUUGCCAGAGGCCUUCGUAGAAACAUUUUUUUUACAAACAUUUUUAAAAAUUCUUUUUAUUUGGUGUGAUAGUUUUUCAAAUUCAUGAGGACUUUUUAAGAAGUAUCUAAAUUACUUUUGACUUCAAAACAACUGACCUUUUUGUAUUUUAGAUUUUCAUAAAAUUCAGUUUUAAAAUCUAAAGCAGAAGUAUUUAAGUCCUUGCAUAAUUAAUUUCCUUAAAUUUUAACCAGGUCAUUUUUUAAAUAAACACAGUAUUUAGCCUUGUGCCUUAUUUUGCAGAAACUCAAUACAAAAAACCAUUUCUCAACGCUUGAGAAAUCCUCUAUUUUCUCACUGUGGAAUAAGUGAAAAUACAGGAUAGAAUGGAGCUUUGCCUCAUUCCCAAUUUCCUGUACUGAUAAUGCCAAAGAGUAGCUCAAAUAUAACUUAUUGACAAAACAAAGACGUCAGAAGGAUCGUCCUGAUGCUCUGUGACCACAGUCUGGCAGAUGCUUUUCUCUCAAGUUAAAUUUGACUCAGUUUUGAACAGAACUGGACAUUCAUUGUAUUUCUACAAAUGUUGCUGAGCUGCAACCACAGUUAUCCUUCCUAACUGGUUAUGUCAGCUUGCAUUGCUAAAAACUAACGUUCAACAUUAGACAACCAUAUAUUGCCCUAUUUUUAAAGGAUAAAUUGAAAUUGACAAAUUUCUUCUUAAACUGUUGGGUUAGGUUUUGUGUGUAUUAUGGUCAUCUGUUCAAAAAGCAAUUAAGAACUUCUGAUCAAUGGUACCACAACUUAAGUCUUAUUUUAAAAUCAGGUUAAAAUAUACAGCACUGCAAUAGUAUCCUUGACAGUUUUGUUUAUCUUAUACUUGAAAGCAGAUGAUUGCCAAUUAUUUAAAACUGCUUUCACUUUCUUCAACAGCAGCAACAGGUUAUGUAUUAUAAAGUUGUUUGUAAAACAUAUUUUGUAAUGACCCCACAGAAUCUUUAAUGAAACCAUGAUUUGUAUUACUUUUGUAUAAAUGAGGGAUAUGUUUUAUGACUAUACUUUUGAAAUAUGUGUAUCUUCUGUAACUUUCUAGGGAAGAAGAGAAUCUACUACUUUGUAAAUUCGCCCUACCCCUUUUUGUCCAUAGUUGGCAAUAAAUUAUUUCUAAAGAAAGUCUUCAAAUGUAUCAUUUAAAAUGGUUUGAUUACUAAAAGAUGAAACCUUCAUUUAGUAGUACAUUGCUCUCUGUACAUAAUUUGCAAGUGUUCAAGCCAUUAAUACUGCCUUGUGUAAAGUAAAUUACUGACAGUAAAUAAACAGUAUACAUCCUCA